Messenger RNA from Brenthis ino (lesser marbled fritillary), 435 nucleotides. The record is from the annotation of a GenBank genome assembly. Lineage: Eukaryota; Metazoa; Arthropoda; Insecta; Lepidoptera; Nymphalidae.
AUGUGCAGUAAUAAGAUUGAAAAAAUAAAACGCGAAAUAGCUACUGAAUUACAAAUUAGGGCUCUAGAAAUACAAUCACGCAAUAAUGUAGACAGUAAUUUAAGUCCAGAAGUACAGGAGAAUGUAGAAAACCAAAUACAAGUGCAGCCAAAUAUAAUAAAAAGAAAUGAAGACAUAGAUAAGAUAUUCAAAGCAUGCUUAGAGUACUAUAUAAAUAUUGACCCUGUUAAGAGAAAUUUUAUUCCAAGGCAAAGAUCAUCUAAAAGGUUAGCCGAAAUAGUUGACUACAUAAAUAAAAUAAUAUUACCAGAAAAUUUAGAUUCUACUAUUAGUUUUAAGUCUUUUCAAACAGUAUUGUAUUGUGCUGCAUGGACAGCUGCUAAAGCAAAUGGUGCAAAAAUUGAAAAUAAGCCAAAAGACAACAUGUCAAAAAUU